Messenger RNA from Brettanomyces nanus, 759 nucleotides. RefSeq lists its product as uncharacterized. The record is from RefSeq and is a predicted model, not a curated record. The transcript has a single exon. Lineage: Eukaryota; Fungi; Ascomycota; Pichiomycetes; Pichiales; Pichiaceae. Bases 1 to 759 code for a protein of 252 amino acids.
AUGUCUCAAGACUCUGCAAAAUUACAAGCUCAAAUUGAAGAGAAGAAAAAAUUACUAGAGGUUGCUAAAAAGCGGGUUGAGAGUGUGUUAGAGAACUCAAGCAGCAGUGAAAAUGAUAGUAGAGCCAAGAUUGUAUCACUCGUUGAAGUUUUGAAACGCGUACCAUACCGGCCUGCUGAGGAUGAUUUGAUUGGCAGGUCUUUGGCUGAAGCUCAUCUCAUUGAAGAGAUUGGCGCUCUUGAUAAAGUGCUUGGGAAAUUUAAGAAGGAAAACGAUACCAAAUUACACGAGAACCUAGAAACGGAGACUCAGCUAUCAAAGAUAUACGAUGAAUUGAACCAACAUCUAGAAGUUCGAAUAGGGGAGAGGGAAAAAGAGCGUCAACAACUCAAUAUGGAUAUACAGGAUAAUACAGGUGAAUCUUUAGAUAAAAAAUACAGCACAGUUGCCGAGGAGAUUGAUGAACUACGGGAUAGAUCCAAGCAAUUGGCAGAAUUCACUAAAGUAUUGGUGAAAGAUUACAUUCUUAAAAACGAAUUCACCAUAUUUGACUACGAGACACAAAUGAAGCAGAAAACAGACCGAUUCUUGAAACUGUUGGAAAUCCUACUUAACAAUGCAUUAACUUCACCGUCCCAGGGAUCGGAAAAGACGCUCGAAGUGGCUAAUAAAGACGAUCCAUUGAUUCGAUAUCUCAUUGUGAACAACAUUGUUGUGGUAGACAAGAGAAAUGCUAAUAGAAUCAAGCUUAGAAUAUAG